Molecule: messenger RNA, 2751 nt
Organism: Helianthus annuus (common sunflower)
Lineage: Eukaryota; Viridiplantae; Streptophyta; Magnoliopsida; Asterales; Asteraceae
Exons: 5
Coding region: 1-2751 (916 amino acids)
Source: RefSeq, a predicted model, not a curated record
AUGGAUAAUUUAGGAAAAGUGUGUAGUACUGUGUUUCGGGGUUGGGAGUGGACGUCGAAUGGGAGUAGAUGCAAUAAGGGUACCAGGAUAAUUACUGGUUGGGAUUCUAGUGUCAUUGAUGUUAUGGUAAUUGCUCAAACGGAUCAAAUAAUGCACCUUCAAAUUAUGUUUAAGAAUGAUAAAAAGAUCCUCUUCUGUUCAGUUGUAUAUGCAGCCAAUUAUUAUUUUACUAGGAGGGAGUUAUGGCAUCAACUUAACAUACAUAAAGUGUUUGUCGGAGAUAGGUCGUGGGUCAUCCUAGGGGACUUUAAUUCAGCGCUCAAUCUGGAAGACAAGUCCAUGGGAGUUUCACAUGUUUCUAUUGGUAUGAGGGAGUUUCAAGAGUGUGUAGCUAACAUAGAGAUGUUUGAUAUUAAUCGAUCGGGAUUUCAGUUUACUUGGAACCAAAAGCCAAAAAAGGGCGUUGGUCUACUCAAGAAGAUUGAGCGUGUCAUGGGUAAUACCCCGUUUGUUGCUGAAUUUCCAAACUCGAUUGCGUUUUUCCAUCCUUAUAGAAUGUCGGAUCAUUGUCCAUCUUUGCUAAAAAUCCCGUCUGCAUGUAAGUCUAAACGUAAAGCUUUUGAGUUUGCGAAUUUCCUGAUUCACAAAUCAGGUUUUUCUGAUAUUGUGAAGAACAUAUGGGAUACGAACAUUGAUGGGGUUGACCAGUUUCGGGUUUUUAAGAAACUAAAGUUGUUAAAGGGCCCUUUGAGAAACUUUAUGUUUCAACAAGGGAAUUUGCAUAAAAAAGUUGACAACCUGCGUGGAAAAUUGGAUUUUAUACAAUGGGAAAUAGAUAGUGAUCCUAUGAAUGCUGAGCUGCGAUCGCAAGAAACCAAGAUAAAUGCUGAGUUUCUUGAAGCAUGCUUGGAUGAGGAACGCUUCUUGAGACAAAAAUCUAAAGUUGACUGGUUGAAGGCUGGGGAUACAAUCACUAAGUUUUUCCAUGCUACCUUGAAGAGUAGGAAUCAUUUGAGUAGGAUUGAUGUUAUCAUGAACUCGAAUGGGGUGUUAAUGGAGGGUGAGGAUGUCCAUAAAACUCUUGGAUUUUUUGAUACUGGAAAGUUGCUUCGUGAAAUCAACAAUACUUUAAUUGUGCUUAUCCCGAAGAAGUCUACUCCAAUGCUAGUCACGGAUUAUCGUCCUAUAGCUUGUUGUAAUGUGAUUUACAAAUGCAUUAGUAAAAUUGUGGCGGAUCGUAUUAAAGGUGCUCUAAGCAGGAUUGUUAGCAUCAAUCAAUCAGCGUUUGUCCCAGGCAGGAAAAUCUCAGAUAAUAUUUUGUUGACACAAGAGCUUAUGCAUAACUAUCACAGAGACCAUGGGCCCCCGAGAUGUGCGUUUAAAGUGGAUAUUCAAAAAGCGUAUGACACUGUAGAUUGGAGAUUUCUCAAGGAUGUGCUUAUAGGGUUCGGCUUCGAUAACAAGAUGGUGGAUUGGAUUAUGAGUUGUGUGACGACUACUUCCUAUUCUAUUUGUGUUAACGGCGAUGUGCAUGGGUAUUUUAGAGGUAGUCGUGGUUUAAGGCAAGGCGAUCCGUUAUCUCCGUAUUUAUUCACACUUGUCAUGGAGGUUCUGACGUGUAUUUUGAAGCAGAAUGCUACGCUUGAUUUGUCUUUCAGGUUUCACAAUAGAUGUGGAAAGCAACAGAUUAUCAAUCUAUGUUUCGCAUAUGACCUCUUUCUGUUUGCUCGUGGUGAUGUUAGUUCAGCUUCAUGUAUUAUGAGGUCUUUAACAACAUUCACUAACAUGUCCGGUUUGGUUCCAAGCAUCCAGAAGAGUACGGCGUUUUUUGUAACGUGGCCACACAGUGUGCUGGUGGAGAAGCUUGACAAUCGAAUUAUGAAUUGGCAGAACAGGUUUCUCUCUUUUGCUGGCAGGUUGCAGCUUAUUUCUUCGGUGCUCUCGGCUAUGCACAUUUAUUGGUCUUCUGUUUUUAUAUUGCCGGCUCGAAUCAUUAAGGAGUUAGAAGCCAAAAUGUUAAAAGGUCGAAGCUUUUGGGUUUGCAAAGAGGUCGCCAACUGUUGUUGGAGCUGGAAGAAAUUACUUCAACUUCGGCCUAUAGUCAGGAAUCAUAUAUGGACGAGGUUGGGUGAUGGGAGCCGUACAUCAGCAUGGUAUGAUACAUGGAGUAAUUUGGGUCCAUUAUCUAAUAUUUUGACUCCCAGAGCCAUCUCUAAUGCGGGGUUUGAGCUGGGUGCUAAGGUUAAGGAUGUCCACGAAACCGGUUCUUGGUCUUGGUCGAUGGCCUGGAGAGAUUUGUAUCCAGUUCUUAUUCAACUGGAUCAAAUCUCGUUGAAUCCGGGUAUGAGAGACCAGAUUUGCUGGAAGGAAGGGAAUAAGCUUCUUGAUUUUUCUUCAUCAAAUGUUUGGCAUUCGAUUUGGAAUAAGGUUAGACACAAGGUUUGUAUGAAUAGUGUUGAGUCCAAGUGGAGCGCUAUUAUGAAUUGGCUGUUGGAUCGUGCUCGGUCAAAAUCUGCGACGAGUUAUGUUAGCAGAUUACUCGUUGCUACGGUCGCUUAUUUCAUAUGGCAGGAGCGGAAUGCUAGAUUGUUCAAGAACCAAACGAGACCUCCGGACACCAUUUGUGAGCUAAUUGUCAAGACUAUUCGGUACAAGCUUAUGGGAGUUAAAUUCAAAGAUUGUGCGAAGGUUAGGAGGAUGCUUGGUGAUUGGGAUAUUGGUGGAACUGGAGAUAUUGACGAUGGGAGUUAA